This is a messenger RNA of Ustilago hordei, 2145 nucleotides long. RefSeq lists its product as uncharacterized. The record is from RefSeq and is a predicted model, not a curated record. NCBI's taxonomy places the organism in Eukaryota, Fungi, Basidiomycota, Ustilaginomycetes, Ustilaginales, Ustilaginaceae. Gene Ontology annotation, molecular function: thiolester hydrolase activity. Bases 1 to 2145 code for a protein of 714 amino acids. The transcript has a single exon.
AUGACGGCCACACCAACAUGGAGAGAUGCCAACGCAUCACAACUUUACACAACAGGCAUCAUUGGCUUCGGUGCCUUCUUCCUCUUGCUCUCAGGAGCCAAUGUCGCCAAUGCCUAUCUUCGACACGCUAUCCAAAGCGGCCCUUCAGAGCGCAGCAACUCUUCUCAACCCAACAAGCAACCACAAGGACGACGCGCAAGCACCUCAAAUCAAGCCUCCACCGGCGAACCACGCCAGCGAGUAGGCAAAACAACCCAAGAAAGCACAGUUCAAGUGACCUACCCCAUAACACUCGAAAUGUGCGACAACGCCUUCCACGCUGGAAGCUCUAUGGUCAAUCGCUUCUCCCACCAUUCCGACGACACAUCCGACGCUCUGCCCAAGAUCCGUGCCGGUGCACUGUUCAAGCUAAUCGACGUAGUUGCUGGAGUUUCGGCGCGCAAGCAUGCCGAGCUGAGCUGUGUCACUGUCAGUGUCGACUCGGUUCUCCUACUCGCCCCGAUAUAUCUCGGCGGCUUGGUCCAUCUCUCUGCCUCGGUCAACCGAGCAUGGGGAAGCAGUCUCGAAGUAGGUGUUCGCGUCGUAAAAGAAGAUCCUCGCACAGGUGCACGCGAAUACGUCAGUCACGCAUACAUGACUUUUGUCGCCAUCUCCGGCCAACCCACCGCAUCGUCCAGCACAGUAUCGCAACCACCAGCAAGAGUUCGCCUUGCAUCACGACAGAGUUUCGCACCAACCUCGCUCUGGCAGCGCAUAACUUCUCUCCUCUCUGGUCCGAGUCAGCCUGUUAAAGCGUCCAAAUCUCAACUUCUGCCGCUGCUACCAAGAACACCGUUGGAAGCAAGACGACACAUUCUCGCAGGCCGUAGAAGAGCAAAGCGCAUUGCAAACGCUCAGAGGGGUGAAGCGCGCGAUGGCGUCUCCACAGAAGUCAAGAAACGGCUCAAAGAGGAAGUACAAGAGAUCUCAAGGACUGGUGGCAAAUGGCCAUGUCCAGCAGAAGCAGAGACUGGAGGUUGGACACCGGGCAGGCUCAAGAUCGAAGCGGCUGACUUGCUGCUCUCUACUGGUGUGGGGGAUCAUGUUUCGGCUGUUCCUGGCAAGAAGACGGAGCAAGAGUGUCAAUUGGAGGCGUUGGAAUUGGAGUUUGUGGUUCAGGCGUAUGUCUCUCGAGAUCCUGCGGUGACAGUGGAUGACGAAAGGGGGAUCGUCGAGAUCAAUCUCUCGGGCGACAUUCCUAUUCGACACCCGCUCAAGGUGGUGAAGAGGCUAGCGAAGCAAAUCGAGGAAAGACAGCCUGCAGAGCCUGCUUCUUUCCCCUCAAGUUCGCUCUUUGCGAGUAAAAUCCCAGAAUCGGGUUCAAUCCCACUCCCAUCACCAAGCGCACCGCGUACCGCACGUCCCAACAUCAAAGCAGCCUUGUUGGAAACUGAAUCAAUCUCACCACCCAAACCGCCCUCCACCCGGCGCCGAUCCAUCUUCUCCCCCCUCAAACCAGCACAGGAACGAGAAGGAGACACCGACCUCGACCAAUCCUCCACCAACACACCCAUCAAACAACACACGUCUUCUGACCUCACUCGUGCCCGACUUGGCUCUAAGCUCACGAAACCCAUCAAAGUCGCCAAAACUAUGGCUCGAACCCUCCACCUCGUCUUCCCCGAACACACCAACUCUGUAGGCGUGCUAUUUGGAGGUCAACUGAUGGAUUGGAUGGAAGAAGCAGCUCUGCUUUCCGUGAGGCAUGUGGGGAGGGGGAGAAGGUGGGGAACGGUGUCUUUGGACGGGUUGGAGUUCGAACAGGCAGUGGCGGUAGGCGAAUCUAUGACGUUUAUCUCUGUGGUAGUGCGGACGUUUGUUCAGUCGUGCGAGGUGUAUGUGCUUGCGAUCGCGGAGGCGAGGAACGGGACGAGGAGGAUUACGAAUGAUGCGCUUUUCACCUUGGCUUUUCCGCUGGAUGAGGGGGAUAUAUCAACUUCGAUGCUGGCGUCUGUGAGGGAUGGGAAUAGGGCUAGGUUGUUGAGGCAGGUGGAGAUGCCGGUGGGGUCGGCGUUGGAAAAGUUUGCCGAAGUUGCUGCGAAAAGGAGGGAAAGUAGGCUGGAGAUGAAGGAUAUGUUGGCUAGGAUUUACUCUGAUCCUACCUGA